AUAUUGUUACGUUUUAAGUAUCUUCCCGUACGCUCCACCGAUCUCACAAACCCAAAUGGACCCACAGUCCCCGCCACAACCCGCCAUCACCGCCGCCCCCACGAAGCUCCGUUUGAUGUGCAGCUACGGCGGCCACCUAACCCCACGCCCCCGCACCAAGUCCCUCUCCUAUUUGGGCGGCGAAACCCGCAUAAUCUCCGUCGACCCAACCACCGUCAACACCCUCUCCUCCUUCAUUUCUCAUCUCCUCACAAUUCUCCCCAUUAAACCGCCCUUUUCCCUCAAGUAUCAGCUCCCUCACUCCCCCCUCGACUCUCUUAUCUCCCUCUCCUCCGAUGACGAUCUUCAGCUCAUGCUCUACCGGCACCUCCACCUCUCCUCUUCCACUUCCUCUCGCAUUAGGCUCUUCAUCUUGUUCCCCGAGCCGGAGAAGACCCGUAAUGUUAUUCAUCAUCCCAAAACUGAGGCCUGGUUCGUCGAUGCGCUUAAGAGCGCGAAGAUUUCGCAGAAGGGGCGCGAUUUCUUGGUGGGGUUUGAUGGGGAUGCGUUGAUCGGAGAGAAUGAAGCUAAGGUUGUUGCAGAUUUGGGUAAUGGCGGUGUUUCUUUGGCCGAAUCCAUGCUCUUGGAAACCAGUUCUUCUUUUGAAUCAUCGUCUUCUUCGGAUUUUGGACUCAGUUCUCUGGAUAAUACUGUUAAGCUGCCGACAACUUCUGAUUCCGUCGCAACCCUCUCGAGCGAGAAUCCAGUUCAGAGUAAUUUCCAUGGCUCUGGAGUUUAUCCCCAGAACCCCAUUGGCUUUUCAGGGUAUGCACUAGCUUCCCGACCAAACUCUUUUCAGCAGCAGGCAUUGCGGUUGGUAGAUAGCUGCCAGCUUCCUGCCGUGUAUCCAAUGCCUUCUUACUAUCCAGUCCAGCAGCCUCAGUUUGUGCAUUACCAGCCAAUGCCAAGCCAUAUAUAUCCUGUCUACAUUUUACCUGUCGGGCAGACACGGGUUUCAGCCCCUUCCAACCUGCCUGCGCAGUGGGACUUGCACAAUGCUGCAACCGGGAGUUUAAGUCAUCCUCUUCCUCAAGUAGCUUACAAGGAGGUGACGCCAGAGCCACGCACACAAGAGUUUGGAGCAAUGGCUAUGAAGUCUGCUGAUGGAGUUCAGCAGCAACCAGUAAACAUUUCUAAUGAUGCUGCAGCCGCUGCAUCUGGUGAAGUUGCUUGUACUCAUAAUGAAUGCGGCGACGACGACGACAACAACGACGAUCCAGAAAGAACCUUAAUAUACAAAUCUCAGCCUCCUCCUCCUCCUCCCCUGGUUCCAUCUCAGUUGCAAAGUAAAGCUCAAGCCACGACGAACAUUCUGUCCGAUGCGAUGUCGCAGCUGCAGAUGAUCCAAACCAAACCAUAAAUCGCAUAGUCGUCGUCAAUUUGAGCAUACUCAGUAGAUCAUACGUUAAUUACUCGAUCUGGUUGAACUUCUAGUCUAUAAUGAAACUAUGAAAAUUUGCCCCUA
Cucurbita moschata (crookneck pumpkin) is the source of this 1504-nucleotide messenger RNA. RefSeq lists its product as uncharacterized. The transcript has 3 exons. The record is from RefSeq and is a predicted model, not a curated record. Gene Ontology annotation, molecular function: protein binding. Lineage: Eukaryota; Viridiplantae; Streptophyta; Magnoliopsida; Cucurbitales; Cucurbitaceae. The coding region runs from base 56 to 1399 and encodes 447 amino acids.